CUCUGUUUCCAUUUCAGCAUUUUUGGAGUUGUACUGGGUCAGCUUGCAUAGAGCAUCAUAGGAGGUAGGAGGAGGACACGAACACAAACACAUCUCUGAGAUUGAUGUCUCUGUGUGUUUUCCUUUGAGGCUUGAGCAUAGCCUUUCUUAGUUGAGCUAAGUUGUCGUGUUUUUUUAGGCAAAAGGGUUGGCAUUACUCUCUUUCUUUGUUUGGUGUACCCACAAGCUGAUCAAUCUAGGGUUCAAUAGGGGUGUGUGUGAUCUGGUUCCUGUGAUCUGCCCCUUUUUUUGGCACUUUUAAUUUCUGGGUGUUUUGGGUUUUGUGUUUAUGAGGGGGUUUUGAGUGGUAAAGUUGUGAUUUUUAGGUCUAGUUUGAGAAUUGGUCAUCUGGGUCGAGGGUGGAUUUGAAGGUUGGGGUGUUGGGCAUUGCUUGAAGGGGUGUUAGGGAUUUUGGGGUGGGUUGGUUUUGAUGAUUUGUGCUUUUGAUUCUUUAGGGCUUGCUGCUAUAGAUGGGGUUGGGUGGUGCUGAGAAUGGAAAAGUAGUGGUGGAGUCUUUGGAUGUGUGUAAAUCAAAGGGGAGGAAGAAGAAGAAGAAAGAGGAUGGGGAAGUUGAAGAGGAAGAAGAGACUGGGUGUUGGUUUAGGUUGAGGUUCAUUGGGAGCUGCAUUUCUUCAAGAUCCAAAGUUGAUAGCUCAGUUAGUGGCACCAGCACUAAUUAUGCUGAAAGUAAAUCAACUAUUGACACAAGUAGAGAUCAACCAACACUCCGAGUAGUCUCUUCGACAACCACUAGUAAUGCCGAAAGCAAUUCAUCCACUUCCAAACUUGAAGAGGAGCUUAAAGUUGCAUCCAGGCUGCGAAAAUUUGCAUUCAAUGAUCUUAAAUUAGCAACAAGAAAUUUUCGGCCUGAAAGUCUUCUUGGUGAAGGUGGCUUUGGUUGUGUGUUCAAGGGAUGGAUUGAAGAAAAUGGAACUGCUCCAGUGAAACCUGGCACGGGGCUUACUGUUGCUGUAAAAACCCUCAACCAUGAUGGGCUCCAGGGUCAUAAAGAAUGGCUGGCUGAGGUAAAUUAUCUUGGUGAUCUAGUUCAUCCACACCUUGUUAAACUUAUUGGUUACUGCAUUGAAGAUGAUCAAAGGUUGCUAGUAUAUGAAUUUAUGCCACGGGGAAGCCUGGAAAAUCACUUGUUUAGGAGGUCCCUGCCUCUUCCAUGGUCCAUUAGGAUGAAAAUUGCACUUGGAGCUGCAAAGGGUCUUGCUUUUCUUCAUGAGGAAGCUGAACGACCAGUAAUAUAUAGGGAUUUCAAAACUUCCAAUAUACUAUUGGAUGCAGAAUACAAUUCUAAGCUCUCAGAUUUUGGACUUGCAAAAGAUGGUCCAGAGGGUGAUAAAACCCAUGUGUCUACUCGAGUGAUGGGAACCUAUGGUUAUGCAGCACCAGAAUAUGUCAUGACGGGACAUCUUACAUCAAGAAGUGAUGUGUACAGUUUCGGAGUGGUACUACUUGAGAUGUUGACCGGCAGAAGAUCGAUGGACAAAAACCGGCCCAACGGUGAACACAACCUUGUGGAAUGGGCUAGACCACAUCUGGGAGAGAGAAGAAGGUUCUACAAGUUGAUAGACCCGCGCUUGGAAGGUCACUUUUCCAUAAAAGGGGCUCAGAAAGCUGCGCAUCUGGCCGCUCACUGCCUUAGCAGAGAUCCAAAAGCGCGACCCUUGAUGAGCGAAGUUGUGGAAGCUUUAAAGCCUCUGCCAAACCUCAAGGACAUGGCUAGUUCGUCUUAUUAUUUCCAGACAAUGCAAGCCGACCGAUUUAGCGUGAGUCCAAAUACCAGAAACGGGAGAACACAAGGAGCGUUGCUCACCAGAAACGGGCAACAGCAAAGGAGCCUAUCAAUUCCACAUGGCACUCAUGCAUCUCCAUAUCACCAUCAGUUUCCACAACCAUCACCUAAACCCAAUGGCAAGGCAUAGAGUUGAUGAUGAUGAUGAUGAGUUUUCAUUUUCUUUGUCACCACCCUUUAUUUUUCAUCAUUUCUCAUUCCCUAAGUAUAGAUGUCACUUGUGCCUAGCCAUUUGUUCAUGGACAACUUGAGAGCAAAAGAAGCAUGCAUGUAUGUAUGCAUGCAUGCUUCUUUAUGGUGUAUGUUUAGUGUUGACCUUAGGGCAGGUGAAAGCUUAUUCUGCUGCUACUAUCUCUAGUGUCAAAUUGUCAACCGAAAUGUUUCUUCAGGUUGUUUCAAAAUAUUCAAGAUUAUUAACUCAAUUUUUUAUUUUUUUUUCAUUUGCCCCCAGAAAUGUCGUCUCUUGGUUUGGUUAUGCUUACUUGUGCUAUCAAACAAUGCGGCUCCUUAAAUUAUCUACAGGCUCUUCCUUAUGGAAAGAUGAGAAAGAAGCUUCAUUGCAUUAAA
Molecule: messenger RNA, 2410 nt
Organism: Glycine soja
Lineage: Eukaryota; Viridiplantae; Streptophyta; Magnoliopsida; Fabales; Fabaceae
Product: probable serine/threonine-protein kinase PIX7
Exons: 6
Coding region: 510-1973 (487 amino acids)
Biological process (GO): protein phosphorylation
Molecular function (GO): protein kinase activity; ATP binding
Source: RefSeq, a predicted model, not a curated record